UUCUGUCGGACGAUUUCUCCCCCUGCCCUGUAUCAGGGACUUGUGAAUGACAGCCAAUCGGAGGCUGUGCCCUUUCCUUCAGCCUCCCUGACAUACACACAGAGAAGUGAUGCUGCCUUCGCGAAAAAGCUAAACGCAGUUGAGGUACAGCCUUGAAGCUCUUUUGGAACUGCUGCAGUGAACGAAAGGAUACACUUCGCUCUCAUCUCACCAACUACCCCUUCGCUAUCGUAUGAUUUCUUUAACUGAAUAAGAACUCCGGUGGCAGAUACUGGCUGGACCUGGGCCCCAAUGACAGACUGACAGCCCGUGCUGCUACUGCGGACCUACACCCAGACCUGGAGGAGUGACCCAAUGACGAAACUUCUAACUAAAGUCCACUGACCACUUCACACUAACACCCAGAGGGAGUAGAACAUCUAGCUGAGUGAAGCUGUAUUUGGAGCUAUUGGCCUGGCCAUGUUGAGAGGAAGAACUGUACUUCUCCUGCUGGUCCUCUGGGCAUACCUGUGUUCCCAUGGGGACGGACUGCGAGCCCUGAGGAGGACUACAGGGGGGAGGCGGGGUGGCGCAGGAGUGGGGUUGACGCUGAUGGGACAGGACGCUAAUGGAGUGCCUCUGAGACGCUCCAAACGAGGAUGGAUGUGGAACCAGUUCUUCCUACUGGAGGAGUACACAGGGAUGGAUCACCAGUAUGUUGGCAAGCUCCACUCAGACGGGGACCGGGGUGACGGUAGCAUACGAUACGUCCUGACAGGUGAUGGAGCCGGUAGUCUGUUCAUCAUCGAUGAGAACUCUGGGGAUAUCCAUGCCACUAAGAGAUUGGACCGGGAGGAGAAGGCCUACUACACGCUCCGGGCCAAGGCCGUCAACAGAAUCACUAACACCUCUCUAGAGGGAGAGUCAGAGUUUAUCAUCAAGAUUCAUGACAUUAACGACAAUGAGCCCAAGUUUACCAAGGACCCUUACUUCACAGAGGUACCUGAGAUGUCCCCACUGGGCACGGUGGUGAUGCAGGUGACCGCUACAGACGCUGAUGACCCUACAUAUGGUAACAGUGCCAGGGUGGUCUACAGCAUCCUGCAAGGACAGCCAUACUUCUCUGUAGAGCCCAACACAGGUGUGAUCAAGACAGCCCUGCCUAACAUGGACAGGGAGACCAAGGAGAACUAUGUGGUUGUGAUCCAGGCUAAAGACAUGGCUGGACAGAUGGGUGGGUUAUCAGGGACCACCACAGUCAGCAUUACCCUCUCUGAUGUCAAUGAUAACCCACCACGCUUCCCAAAGAGUCUGUAUGAGUUCAAAGCUCCCGAGUCGACAGAACCGGGCUCGACAGUGGCCGUGCUGCGUGCUAUGGACGCUGACAUCGGCAGGAACGCUGAGAUGAACUACCGAAUCACCAGCAGCGACGGCCCCUCCAUGUUCGACAUCUCAACCAAUAGGAGCACACAGGAUGGUGUCAUCACCCUCAGGAAGUCUCUGGACUUUGAGAGGAAGCGGUCCUACACUCUAAGGAUCCAGGUGGAGAACUCCAACCCUGACCCUCGGUUCCUGCGCUAUGCAGCAACCACGGACGGGGCGACGGUCAAACUGAUCGUGGAGGAUGUGGACGAGCCGCCCGUGUUCGACCGGGUCGGCUAUGUCAUGGAGGUCAAAGAAGACGUGGCAGUAGGCACAAUCAUCGGAUCAGUCAGCGCCACAGAUCCAGACAGCAGCCGCAGUCCCGUCAGGUACUCUAUUGACCGGCGUACAGACAUGGACAGGGUGCUCAAUGUGCACCCAGGUAACGGCUCAGUGUUCAUGCUGAGGACUCUGGACAGAGAGGACAUCGCCUGGCACAAUGUCUCUGUUAUUGCCACUGAGUUCAACAACCCACGGCUGAUGAGUCGUGUACCAGUCUAUGUUAGAGUACUGGAUGUUAAUGACAACGCUCCUACAUUCGCCACUUACUACGAGACAUUUGUCUGUGAAAACGCCAAGGCUAACCAGAGGAUUCAGACAGUAAGUGCUGCAGACGCUGACGAGCCUAUUGGUGGACACAGGUUCUUCUUUAGUCUAGCGCACGAGGCUUCUGUGAAAGCCAACUUCACCGUCAGAGACAAUAAAGACAACACGGCAGGUAUCCUAACCAGACGAAACAGCUACAGCCGGCUACAGAGGAGUAACUAUCUGGUCCCCGUGGUGAUCUCGGACAGCGACUUCCCCAUGCAGAGCAGCACCAACACCCUGACGGUGCACGUUUGCACCUGCGACCGCGAGGGGAACAUGCAGCUGUGUAACCAGGAAGCUCUGGUCCUCACCGCAGGCCUCAGCACUGGAGCCCUCAUGGCCAUCAUCUUCUGUGUCCUCAUACUGCUCAUGAUCGUGGUGCUGUUCGCUGCCCUGAGGAGGCAGCAGAGGAAGAAGGAGCCUCUGAUCAUCUCCAAAGAGGAUGUGAGAGACAACGUUGUCAGCUACAACGAUGAAGGGGGCGGAGAGGAGGACACCCAGGCCUUUGAUAUCGGCACGCUGCGCAACCCAGAGGCCACAGAGGAGAGCAAACAGCGCAGGGACAUUAAGCCCGAGACCCUGCACCCUCCCAUCCGUCGGACUGUGAUCCUUCCCCCGGCCCACAGGGACAACGCGGACGUCAGGAACUUCAUAAACCAAAGGCUUCAGGAAAACGACCAGGACCCCACCGCACCGCCCUACGACUCCCUGGCCACCUACGCCUACGAAGGGAGCGGCUCGGUUGCUGAGUCCCUUAGCUCCCUGGGCUCCAUGACCAUAGAGGGAGACCAGGACUAUAACUACCUGAGCGAGUGGGGACCCAGGUUUAAGAAACUGGCAGACUUGUACGGGGGAGAGGACAGUGACAGCUGCAGGGAUUCCUAAUGAGAGAGAAGGAGCUCGUAAGAGGGGAGCUAAAGGUAAACAUACAACAAACAAACACUCGGAACAAUAGCUAAAGUGAACUUAACUCCUGGUACUUUGUAAAAGUGGCAAACAAUAGAACAAAACAAAGAGGACACAAACAGACACGAGGCAGUGUUUUACCGUCGUUGAUCACCGUUGAUGUUUGACCUCUCUGGAGGACUAGGAGGAAGAAGAUAAGCUAUCCUGUCAGUAUUUAGUGGUCUUUCUCUUUCUCUGCUAGGCAGCAGGGGACUCCUGAGGAAAAGAGUUGUUGUACUUUACUCUGUACACCAGGCCCACAUACACAGUAUCUCUAUAUACAAACAAACUUCUACUCUUUUCUUUUUCAAAAGCUUCCUGCAAAGGAGGGAGUAACAGCAAGCGGUUUUGUGGUGGACUUGAUAGACAGACAACGCCUAUUCAUUUUUCAGUGUUUCUGGGACAAAAAAAAAAAGCUGCAUUUUGUGAGUUCUAUCGUAGCUUAUGUGUGUGCGUAUCUGUAAAUCGAUACAAUACAUUGUACAGUUAUGUUUUGUUUUCAGGCUUCUAGCUUCCCAUACACCCUCUUAUAGCAAUGACUCUGUAUGUCACAAUGCUCUUUUGAGAUCACACAAGCCUUGCUGAGAGGCUGAAUGUUAUCUCUAUGGGUACACUCAAACUGUCCGCCAGUCACCCACUAUAGCAUAAUUGACUUGAAUGGGGACAACCGCUCUACUCAUUGUAUUUCUAUGGGGGGGGACGUCAGAAAACACACCUUUCUGACUGUCAAUACCUGAUCCACAUCUUCUUAUAGUUUUGCAUAUAUUCUGUCUCACAAAUGGCAUACCAUUUCAUAGUGCAUUACAUUUGUACUAAGGUACAUACGUCUCUGGUCAACAGUAGUGCACUAUCUAGGGAAUGGGGUGCCAUUUGUGACAAACACAUACAGUCAUGACCGAAAUUAUUGGCACCCUUGAUGAAGAUGAGAAAAAAGACUGAGCUGUAUGCUAAUCUAUGCUAAUUUGUAUUAUUAUACUAAUACAAUUGCUCAAAGAAAGAGAUUUUGUUUAACAAGUAAUACAUUGUUUUUUUCCCCCAAAAAUAGUGGUCAAAACUAUUGCUCAGUACUCUGGUACCCGCCACUUGUGAGGAUAACAGCACUUAGCCUUUUGCUAAAAUGUUUUAUGAGAUUGUAGUACACAUUGGGAGGGAUCUUAGACCAUUCCUCCGUACUGAAUCUUUACAUACAGAUUUGUUUGUAAUUAUUGUUAUAAAAAAUUGUUCUAUGAGGAACUGUAUUAGUUUAAAAUAAUAUAAUUGUCAAACUAAUUUAUCGUACAAUAUAGCUCAGUAUUGUUUACUCAUAUUUAUCAAAUGAAGGUAAAAAAUGUAAAAAAUCAAGGAUGCCAAUCAUUUUGAUCAUAAACUAUAUUCUGUGUGGGGGUACCUGAAACACCUGGACCAUGUAUCUGAAGAACUAAUGUCAAUAAUGCUUCACUUUUAAGGUACCCUCUUUAAAAAGUGUUACUGUAAUACCUGUCAUAACAUCCUUGUUGACCGGCUGAAGAAGUAGGUGAGAAACUCUGGCGUUGACCUCGACUGAUUCAGGUCAUAUUUAUGUGGCAGACGUUUCCCGUGAGCAUGGGUGGUUCAGUAAUGUCCCCAGCAGCUGUUCACUAUUGUGUCCCUCAGGGGUCAAAUCUGGGCCACAUCCUUUUUUUACCUGUCCCCUUGGUGACAGCAUCCACAAUAAUAACAAUUCAGUGUCACUGCUAGGCGGAUGACAUAGCUUUAUUUAACAAUCAGACCCAGUGACCAAGCUAGCAUAGCUACCCUUCACAAGUGUCUUGCUGACAUAAAAUGUUAGAUGACUGAACAUUUUCUCCAGCUCAAUGAUACAAAAAUCAGAGGAUGUUUUAUUUGGCCCCCCAUCCAGAUUGUAAAUAACCUUGGUCAUUAGUCCACCAAUGUAAAGCCUACGGCCAGUAACCUUGUCCUCUUUGACCUUGACCUCGAGCAUGUAAAAACGGUAGUCCAGUCCUGCUUUUAUCACCUAAGAAAUUUAGCUAAAAGCAGUCUUAUUUCAGUCACUGAUCUGGAGAAAGUUAUUUGCGCUUUUUAUUCCUCAUGCCUAGAUUACUGUUACUCUUUUGUGUGCAUGUCUCAGUCAGAAAUCACUCCAUUUGUCUACAGUUAGUUCAAAGUGCUGCAGCUCUUCUUUUAAACAGGAACCAGGACAUGUUAUCACAUCACACCUAUUUUAGCUUCUCUACAAAGGCUACCAGUCACUUUUGGAGUAUAUUUCUUAUUUGUAUUAAUCACAUGUAAGGUUAGACUUGGUUUAGCCCCAUUCCAUAUCGCAUAUUACAUUUAUCAGACAUUUCAAACGAAUAACACAACUGACGUAAUUGCCACGAUGACGAUUAUAUUUUUCUCUCUGUCUGCAGCAUUUAUGAUUCACACAAAUCGGACUUGAUCUUUCAUCUCCCUACGAGCCAGGAUGCAGCCUGAGAUCCUCUGGCAGGGGCACCGCUGACCAUUCCAAAGUCUCGGUUGAAAACGAAAGAAGAGCAGGUAUUUGCCAUUAGGGCUCCUGGACUUUGGAAUGGUCCGCCAGAGGAUACCAGGCCUGCCGAUUCAGUGCCUCUUUUUAAAUCCCUGCUGAAGACACACUUUUAUAAAGGUACAUUGAAAUCAUACAUUAAAAGGUCAUUUCAUUUUGCUAUCAUUUGUCAUUUUCCUUCCUGUCUCUGUCAGUACUUUUUAUUUGAUUGUUUUAUGAAGUGAGGCACUUUUUACUUGUGUUAAAACGCGCUAUACAAAUAAAGUAGUUAUUAUUAUUAUGUAUUCCUAUUGGAAGACUGUCUAUAGACAUGAAAGCAUAGAGGGUUACAGUAGCAGUGUGUUGCUUAGUAUAAACGAAACAUGCAGUUCCCAUUAAACAUUAAUUCCUUACUUAGUGUCUUACUCUGUAUGCUGUUCUGUAUUUUGAAACAGUUUCCUUUUCUUUCAAAUGUAAGUCAUUGAUUGAUGGUUGACUAUAUAUUUGUGAAGUGCACACUGACAAAAAGGGCAUUCGCAGGCUUGACAUAUUGGGACGAUGUGGGGGAAAACGCUGCCUAUUAUUAAGGGAAAUGUGAUAUUUCAGUUGUGAGGAAGAGGGUCGACAUUGCCUUGGGAUUGUCCUUGACAUAAGAGGUAAAGGUCAAUACAAUAUUAGGAGCGUGAAAUGGUCUGACACUUACGUAUGAAAUGGUCAUGAAAUGGUUUGCCGUCAUAAAAUGGUUUGACAUACAUGUAGUAAGAAAAUAUAGCAAUUCAAAUGAAGCAAAGCACCCCCAAAUUGUCCAAGGCCACAAAAGACACAUUAAACAGCAGUAGCAUUGCGAUAUUGCCCCCAAGCAUUAUUUCUCUAUGAUUUAUGAACAAACAGCUUUGAUAUCGUUUAGCUGAUAAGAGGAAUGUAUGAGGGAGCACUCAGAGGGCAGCGGUACAUCAAGAGAAAAAAAGUACAGCGAUGCAUCCUAAAAGGCCCUUUAUUCCCGAUAGUCCACUAAUUUUGCCCAGGGCCCUGUUCAAAACUAGUGUGCAAUAUAGGGAGUAGGCUGCCAUUUGGGAUUUAGCCUAGCUAAAACAAGCAGUGGCAACUCUCUACUAAAGGCCAACCUGAGGACGGAUUACAUUUAUCAGACAUUUCAAACGAAUAACACAACUGACGUAAUUGCCACGAUGACGAUUAUAUUUUUCUCUCUGUCUGCAGCAUUUAUGAUUCACACAAAUCGGACUUGAUACUUUAUUUUUCAAAAAUAUUUUCCAAGUGCCCAUGGAUGUAAAAAAAUAGUAUAAUUUGAUGAAAAUGGUGUGGUAGCUUAGACAGUACUCUAAGACAAGAACACACUUGUUAAAAAUGUAUACUACUAUAAUAUGCUCAAUAUUAUAAUGAGAAACUGUGUAAAAAAAAAAAUGUUUUUAAAAGACCAUUGAGCACCCACUGUGUAAGUGACUGUUUGAGAUUGUGGCAAAUGUGGCUUUGAUAAGCAGCAUUUAUUUGGGUUCCUAAACCCUUCACACUGAAAAUCAACUGUUAUUCUUCUACUGCCCUGAGGGUUUGACAUCUAGUUUAUGUCAGAAGGAGAAAUGACAACAGAAGACUGCAUUAUUGUUUUCCUUCUUUAAAGGGGCAAUCUCGGAUUGGUACAUCCAUUGUCUCUCUUUAAUACAGGGUGUCAACAGCAUAAUUUCACUAUAAAUACAUGUUUGUGCAUUAACACCAUGCUCAGCUAAGGACACAAGAGUUAGCUGCCAGAUAUGGCUAGCCUACAGUAAAUUCUGGUCCAGGGAGUUAGUGCGGCCUGCUAACACCGAUGCUUCCAUUCACACCCUGGACCAGAGCUAGCCUACAGUAUGCAGUACUGAUGUCCUCCUCAACUGUAGACAGUUGGCUAGCCUUAAGGUUGCCUCUAUAUUAUGUUGCUGACUAUGUUAUUGAGCAGUCUAUUGCUAUGUCCCAAUUCUCCACCCUUCUCCUAAAUGGUGCACUUACACACUACCUGUCAUGGAUUUGCAAGAAUAGGAAUGUUAAAUCCAUGCGAGAAGGUAGCAUCCUGUCUAGGGGCUGUACUUGUACACCAACCUGCCUCACGCUACAGAAAAAGGGGCUAGGCUCCUGCCCCAUUGGCCGUUUUGGCUCAGAUAAGGCUUACUUACUGUGCGAGAAAGUAUGCAAGUGCACACUUCAGGGGACGGAUGGAGAAUAGGGAUGCAGACAUUUUUUUCUAUGUUGAUUAAUACUAUGAGAGGUUAUAGUAUGUGAAGUUGUUAAAAGGGGCCCGGUCAUGACACGAUGCCCAUUAAUUCAUCUAUCUGCUUUGUACAACAUGAUUUUCUACUGCAUAUUUACAUGAUCCAACAAUUAAAUUUCUUCAAAAUCA
Oncorhynchus kisutch (coho salmon) is the source of this 7805-nucleotide messenger RNA. Its product is annotated as cadherin-6-like. Bases 460 to 2874 code for a protein of 804 amino acids. The record is from RefSeq and is a predicted model, not a curated record. Gene Ontology annotation, cellular component: adherens junction; catenin complex; plasma membrane. Lineage: Eukaryota; Metazoa; Chordata; Actinopteri; Salmoniformes; Salmonidae. Gene Ontology annotation, molecular function: cadherin binding; calcium ion binding; beta-catenin binding. The transcript is spliced from 12 exons. Gene Ontology annotation, biological process: cell-cell adhesion mediated by cadherin; adherens junction organization; multicellular organism development.